Molecule: messenger RNA, 1683 nt
Organism: Mollisia scopiformis
Lineage: Eukaryota; Fungi; Ascomycota; Leotiomycetes; Helotiales; Mollisiaceae
Exons: 2
Coding region: 229-1653 (474 amino acids)
Biological process (GO): regulation of transcription by RNA polymerase II
Cellular component (GO): nucleus
Molecular function (GO): RNA polymerase II cis-regulatory region sequence-specific DNA binding; DNA-binding transcription factor activity, RNA polymerase II-specific
Source: RefSeq, a predicted model, not a curated record
UUCCUGGCACUUCUUAAACGUGCCCUCCCCCUCACUAAGUCAUCGGUAUACCGUACAUGAGGUCACCAAUCACGCUCGUGCAUCCUUCCUGCCUACCUCAGCAUCCUCGAUAAAGCUGUUGGCUUUCCCAGGCUAGCCCCCAGCAACGUUCUGUAUUUGGUGGCCACUCUUCAUUACAUCGUACUACAUAAUCCAUCCUCCUCCCUCCUAUUCCCAUCAUACAUAAAGAUGGAGUUGACCCCACAAUCCGCACGCUCACCAACCUCACCAUAUCCAUACUCUUCGAACCCUCAGCCACUCUAUGAAUAUCCAUCACCAGCCCAGAGUGACUCUCGCUAUCGUUCCACGGAUUCUUUACAAGGACUCGGCCUCUACUCGUGUCCAAUGUCAAGUUCGGCCGUGGAGAAUGUAUCAGUAACGAGCAUUCCCUCUCCCGCCGGAUCAACCAACUGGUCAAACGCAGCUUUGCAGCAUCGGGAUACUCCAAGGUCAUCUCACUCUACACCUAAUCUACUUCAGGCAGAGUAUGAUCAUUUUGCGCCAUUCCAUUCAACAACGCAGGUCCCAUAUAGUCAUGAUAUAUACUCAGCUCACACUGCUGAAGUAAACACUGUUCUUCCCGCCUCCCCAGCUGAUUCCUGCAACACUUCUGAACGCUCUUCCUUCUCCUCAGCUCCAGUCUCCGAGAUCUUCACUCAAGCUGGUUCCAUCCACUCCUUCACUCCACGCAUCAAGAUGGAGGACCACCCAGACUUUGUUGGACACGACACCAUGAUGAUGAGCUCCCCACAGUUGAGCCAUACUAUCAUGGUUUCGUCCGCUGGCCCUUACGCUGGAAGCCUUGAUGCAACUUUCUACGAUCAACCACCUAUGGGAUGGCCAAAGAUGGAAUAUGGCAACCCUCCAGAUCUACCAGGCAUCUCUUCUCUACCAAUUCCACAUUACGACAGACGUUCAGAGAGCCAAGAGAGGGGCACAUCCGGCUCCCAAGCUCAACGACGCCCCAAUGGAGUACCCCGCACCCGGACUCGAAGACUCACUUCAAAAGAAGACGCAAACUUCCAAUGUCACGUCAAAGGAUGUGGCAAGCUAUUUGGAAGAAGCUACAAUUUCAAGGCUCACAUGGAGACCCAUGAUGCCAGCCGGGAAUACCCAUUCCCAUGUCCAGUUAAGGACUGCAACAAGAAGUUUGUCCGGAAGACGGACCUCCAAAGACACCACCAGAGUGUCCACAUGAAGCAGAGAAACCACCGAUGCGACUACUGCAGUCGAUUCUUCGCCAGAAAAGAUACACUAAGACGACACAUGGAAGACGGCUGCUCAAAGCGAUUUGACAUUGAGACCGUCGACUUCAGACCACAGAGCUACAGCAACACCUCGGACCACCACAACAUGAGGAUUCCCGCCCGCUCCUCUGUAGACACCCAUCACGCGUCCAGACAAGCAUCCUACAGCUCCGGAACGCACUACACCCCACCACCGCACUCAGUAGGUUCUUCUACAAGUCGCAGCAACGGCGGCAGCGGCGGCCCGCAAACGCAUGACAGCUCUCUCACGUCAGCUCCUGGAGGUUCCUCCUACCUCGAGCGACAAGAGUACCACCUUGGCCAGGAAAGCGGAGGCGGAGGCCACGAAGCCGUAUGGUCGAACUGAUCACUUACGUACGAAAGAAAGCUUCAAUCG